This is a messenger RNA of Phialemonium atrogriseum, 1875 nucleotides long. RefSeq lists its product as uncharacterized. The coding region runs from base 334 to 1599 and encodes 421 amino acids. The record is from RefSeq and is a predicted model, not a curated record. Lineage: Eukaryota; Fungi; Ascomycota; Sordariomycetes; Cephalothecales; Cephalothecaceae. The transcript is spliced from 2 exons.
CUUGAGAGAUUUCCCCCCCCAUCCACCGAGUUUCCCGACUGCACCCCCGACAACUUCAACCCGAACCCGGGCAUCGCGAUGGCCCGCUUCUAUGACCCGCCUAACAAUGCCUUGAUAGGGUAUUAUUUCAUUCACUUCUCCCAUCUUCCUUUCAGCUGAAGGGCAUUAUUGCUCGGCUGUUUGUUUACAAAAGAGGACCUCGGCUUCUUGUGCUGCUCCUCCAACUUCCUCUCCCCAACCCACACAGCGCGACGAUAUUUUUGUCUUGUUCCUCAAGUUGAAGAUAUCACCAUAGUCAUACAACUAGCCUGAUCGAUCCUCAUCGCAUCUAAGAUGGCAGACAACAUGUGCGGCCCGUCCAACGCGGCCAAGGGCCUCGUCGCCCACGCCAACCGCGAUCGAACCCUUCACCAGGAUCGCCUCGUUGGCCCAUCGCAACCCCGCGGAAACACGUCGUUCCGCACUCAGACUGCCCCGCCCGCUGGUGCCGACGGUGCCUUCGAGGCUUUCCAGCAGGGUCAACCCGUCUCCGCGCCCCCUACUCCCGCUAUGGCCGGGUUGAGCAUUGCGAACAACGGAAACAUGUACCCUCCUGGUCUACUUGCACCUAUUGGAACAGGCCGCUUCCCCGUUGCCAACCAUGAGAACGGCGUUCAUACUCGCCCUCAGGGCAGCGGUUACCCCACCUUCGAUGCUUCUAGCUAUCACAAGUUUGCCGGUACCGCGGUUGCUCAUCAGGGCCCGUACCACAAUCCAGGCACCCAUCAGCGCAUCGGCCGUACUGGAGCCACGUAUUUCCGUGGUGGUAAUGAUCCUUCCAUGGCUACUGCCUCGCACAACAUGCAGGCUCAGCAGGCUCAGCAGGCCCCUCAGGCUGCUCGCGGUCCCCAGUAUGGCUUCCACGAACACGUCAUCGUCCAUGGAUCAGUCGGAUAUUCCCACCAGGCCUUUGGCCAAGCCAUGAACCCCGCUCAUCCUCAGGGUUACAUCGCCCCCCCGGCCGAGUUCUAUCAGGGUGUCUCCAGCGUCGGUCCAGCUGCCGCCUUGCCGGCCAACCCAGUGUUCAACGAGCAGGACUUCAACGCCGCCUUUGGCGCUUUCGACGAGCAGGACUUUUCCCGCGAGAUUGACGCCUGGAUCACCGAGCACGGAGCAACCCAGGGGCAGCAGCAGGACCAGGAUCAGCGCCCCAUCCUGCCCCCGACGGCCGAGGAGAUGGCCGUAAUCGACGCCAACCUCGAGGCCAUGGCCCAGGAGCUCGACGCCCGCCGCGCCGCCGGCGACCUUUCCGUGCUCCCGCAGCGCGGCCCCGAGGCCGAGGCCCGCCGCGCCCGCCAGGAGCAGGAGGACCUCGUGCGCGCCGCCUCCGACAUCCUCACGUCCGUCUCGGACAACACGUCAGACAAGUUCAAGAACUCGAGCUUCCUCGACCUCAUGCGCCGCAUCCAGAAAGAGGAGAUCGUCGUCGCGGGUCAAGACCUCGUCGAUGCCCAGACCGGCGAGACCAUUGUCUCAAAGGCCCAGGUCAACGGCCAGCAGCGGCCCGGAAUCGCCAAUGGUACGAGCGGCGCUGGGCAGUCCGCCAAGCCCGUGGCUUGAUCUCUAGGCUUGUCGUAUGCAAGGCAAUGGUUGUCGAGUGUGGCUAUACACAAGGAACGGCGGUGGAUGAUGUAAUGCAUGGUCUACUCUAGAAAACUGCUCGCAUUUCUCACGGAUGGACAUUGUAAUGGUCAGGGUCUUCUUUUUUUCCCCUGUGGGAAUCGCGUGGCGUUGUGGAGAAGCAACUACCCUAUUUUCAUCAUCAGGGUCAUCAUUACCUUCGGCAUUACUAGAUCAUCAUGCUUUGUUCGUAAAAUUCAGAGAAAAUCUUCCUGA